This is a messenger RNA of Fonsecaea erecta, 1050 nucleotides long. RefSeq lists its product as hypothetical. The record is from RefSeq and is a predicted model, not a curated record. NCBI's taxonomy places the organism in Eukaryota, Fungi, Ascomycota, Eurotiomycetes, Chaetothyriales, Herpotrichiellaceae. Bases 1 to 1050 code for a protein of 349 amino acids. The transcript has 3 exons.
AUGCUUUCCAUCCACAUCGACGGGCUCUACGAAGUUCUCGGCAUCAACGACCCCGGAAUACAAUCUACAUGCAUUGGGUACUGUAGAAGUGGUCGGAGGUGCCGAAACCCAGUGGCAGAGGCAUCUCGCGACGCAGCUGAAGACCAGCUUGAAGAUAUCUGCGACGCUUUGGGCCGGGGAGUGGAACCCUCGACGCUGGAAACACAGUUGCAAAGCGCGGCAAAAUUGCUCCAUUGCAAAAGAUACCACCAGUCCCAGGCACCCGAGAAAACCGAGGAAUGGAUUGAUGAUUUGGUCAAACACAUUGAGGAACGCAAAGUGGCAAGACGCUCUGAAAGGGGUCAGCCUCCACGCUCUUCUCAACCUGGUCAACGGCGAUCCAGCGAUGGUCAAGUCGUAUUGCCAAUGGAUAGAGCAGCGGAAUCUCCGCUCUCGUCGGCCGGGAAUAGGGACCUCUCUGCCGCAUUGGACCGCCAGUUACAGACUCAGCAAGAGAUUCUGAGAACCCUGGGCGAAAUCUUAGCCAGGCUGGACCGAUCGACAUUCCGAGCGGCAAUUCCAGCCUUUGACGCGCGCCCUGGAAGUUCUGGCGCUGGAGCACCCGCGGGAGAAGAAAUCCACGACGAAGUGUCGUCUUCAACCUCUGGUCAUGACCAUACCCGCCAACCUAUCUCCCAGCCUAAAGUCAGCAUCGGCGAGCUGCCGGGAAGAUAUCCACCACAGCCAUCUUCAUCUCGCGGUCCGACUGCCACCUCUUCGUCCUCGUCCUCGUCUUCGUCUUCGUCUUCGUCGUCAUCUAGAAAAAACCUCAUUUCUUCCGCGCGCACUUCCACUUCCACCUCCACUUCCACCUCCCUGUCUGCGAGAAGGGGAAAGGUAGUGGCGGCAAAAUGCGGGAUCUGCCUGUCCCAACUGCCCUCCACCCGCAGUCGAGACAACAGUGCUAAGAUCUGGCGCUGUACGACGUGCCACAACGAGACGCACGCCAUGUGUUUCGACAAGUGGAUAGAGCAAUCCUCCGACAGCGUCGUGAGGUGCAUAUACUGGUAG